Molecule: messenger RNA, 4916 nt
Organism: Eleginops maclovinus (Patagonian blennie)
Lineage: Eukaryota; Metazoa; Chordata; Actinopteri; Perciformes; Eleginopidae
Gene: cracd
Product: capping protein inhibiting regulator of actin dynamics
Exons: 9
Coding region: 385-3555 (1056 amino acids)
Biological process (GO): maintenance of gastrointestinal epithelium; negative regulation of barbed-end actin filament capping
Source: RefSeq, a predicted model, not a curated record
CGGGACUGACUGUGCGUGCGUCUCCCUGUCGGGCACCCGCAGCAUCAGCAACACAAAAGGGUCGGAGCUGCCGGAGCUUUACCUCAGCGCUGAUCACAAGGAGGAAUCGCGUUGGGGGAAAAAGAGAGAAGACGACAGGGCAAAUUCCAGCCCUUCAGACGGCUCUUCGGGAAAAAGAAGAAGAGGGAGGCCAAAGGGGGCUUUGAUGGAGCAGAGCUAAAGGCGAGUUUUUCUACCGGGGAAGUGUGCAAUGGAGUUGUAUCUGACAAUGAGGAGUCCAGUCAAAAUCUGAGGGAGUUGAAUCCCAUUGGAUCACGAGCCCUCUCACACGACAGCAUCUUCAUUCCCGAGGAGCCGGCGACCGAGGCUGGUCUAGAUCACAGCAUGUCCCAGGAAAACGUCUCGGAUAAAGUCAGGAAUUUGCAGAAGCAGAUAGCACAAGGUAUAAAGUUUGGCCAGAGACCUCCUUCUUUAAGGAAAAGUGAAGGGGAUGAGGGAAGUUCGGAUGAGGAAGAGGUUCCCCGGAGUCCUCUGAAGGUUCUGGCCCAGGUAGAAGUCGGCCAGCCAAACACAGAGCCAAAGCCGGUCCAGGGGGCUCAUCAAGCCGGAGCGCACAGCACCCCGGUGAAGUCACUGAGGUCCAAACGAUUUCUUUCGCCCACUGGUACCAUCGAGUCCAUCAAUCUUGAUGCUGUUCCACAGUCUAUUCCUCGCCUAGACAACACCGCUGCCAAGCAUAAACUGUCAGUCAAACCGAAAAACCAGAGGAUUUCCCGCAAACACAGACGGUUUACACAGGACCUCCAGGAAGUUGAUAUUCCUGGUGUGGUGCAAGAGGACCUGGAAGCAGCAGGCGUCUCCACAGAUGACCAACGCAGAGCAUCUGUCGAGUCCCUGGAAAGCUUCAAGAGACAGAGACUCCAUGAGGAGGAGAGACAGGAGACGAGGAGGAGGAGGGAGCUGGAGGAGCAGAGGCGACAACAGGAGGAGGAGGAGAGGAGAAAGAGAGCAGCAGAGGAGCUGAGGAUGCGUCAACUAGAGGAGGAGAGGUGUCGUAAACAGCAGGAGGAAGAAGAGCGAAAGUUUAGAGAAGAGGCAGAGUGGAGGAGGAUUGAAGAGGAGAGAAGAAUUAAAGAGGAAGAGGAAAAGAGGCGACGAGAAGAGGAAGAGCGGAUGCGAAUGGAAGAAGAGGAAAGGAAGAUGCGGGAGGAGGACGAACGCCAACAGCGUGAGGAGGAGGAGAGGAGACGAAUUCAGGAGCAGAGGAGGAAGCAGAAGGAGGAGGAAGAAGCAAAGAAGCAGCAGGAGCUCGAGGCUGAGAGGAAGAGGAAGCUAAGAGAGGAGGAAGAGGAGAGGAAGAAAAAGGAGGAAGCGAAGAAGCUGAGGUUGCAGGAGAUUGAAGAAAAUAAAAAGUUGGAAACAGAGAGAAUGAGGAAGGAGGAGGAGGAGCAGAGGAAGGCUGAGGAGAUGCGCUGGAGGGAGAUGGAGGAGAGACAGAGGCCUUUCUCUUUCAAAGUUUCCUCUGGAGAAAAACAGAUUUUGUUCCAGAAGGUCAACCUGACGCCUGUCACCCCGGCGUCCAGCUACCAGAGCAGUGCUGCCUCUGAGCAAAGAGAGAGCUCUUCCUCAUCUGAAGGACCAGAAUCCCCUAACCUGCCAACGUCACCAUUCGUCCCCCACACAGCCAUCCUAGUGACGGGCGCCCAGCUCUGUGGGACGGCUGUCAAUAUGGACCAGAUCAAAGACAGCGCCUGCAAGUCUCUGCUGGGUUUGGGAGAGGACAGAAAGGCCCAGGGAACACCGCCGACCAAGAGCAAGACUUCACCGGACCGCAAGUCUGGCAAAACCAAGUCCCUCAACGAGUCCUCUCUCUCUACAGACCAGUCCGUCUUGGCAGAAUGGGUGAGCAUCAGAUCAAAGAUAUUCAAGGGGGUGGAGGAGGGGAAAUACGACGAACACUCAGAGUCGAGCAAGACCCAGCCUCAUCCCAGCAGUGAAGACUCGCCUGCGUUCUCCCACACCAACCUCAGGAAGACCAUGUCUGCCAGCGCCAAGUUCUCUAUCACUCCUGCGAAGAAGAAGUUUGGAGAUUCAAACAGAAACUCUGAGGUGUUUGGUGCCGAGGAAAAGGAAGCAGGAGAGGAGGGUACUUCGUCUGAAAGCCCCAUCCCAGCCUCCCCGGCUCAAACCAGCAAACCUCAGAACAGGACGAGUAAAACUGUACGAAUCGUAGAAAGAGGGUCAGAGGAAUGUAUGUUUGCCAAAGACCUCCCCUCUUUCCUAGUUCCUAGCCCUGGAGCUAAAACUGAGGCAGUAGAGUUAAAGAGCAGGGGUCACAGUGAGACCGGGGUGUCUGAAAGUGGAGAGGAGGGAGAGGAGCUAGGCCAGGACAGCGAGGACAAUCCUUCACCUUUCGGCAUAAAGCUGAGGAGGACAAACUUUUCCCUCCGCUUUCACAGCGAACAGUCCACUGAGAAAAGGAAGAAGCGGUACAGUGCCGGGGACAGCUUUGACGGCGUCCCUUCACCUCUCACCCCCAUGGAGCCAGACUCUGACACUUCCUCUGUCUUUUCUGACAAAUCCACUAGCCCAUCAUCUCCGCAGAAAGAAGGCGCGGUGUGCAAGUACUUACACGCAUCUGCCUCCCCCGCUGCGCCUCGGGCUAAACCUGGAAAGUCUUCCAGCACCAGCGCACACAGAGAAGGAGAGAAAGUGCUUUCCAAGCCACCCAUCUACAGAAGACCAACCACGUCACCUAAACCUAGUGGAGCCGUCCCCACCCCUCCCCCAUCGCCGCUGCCUAAGGAGGUCCAUGGGCCCCCCAUUGAGGCUGUGAUCCAGAGGACAGGGGCUGCAGAGUCGUCCAGGCAAGAGCAGACCGUCAGGAGCGAGGAACACUCAGCGGUGGCCCAGCUUCAUCGCAGCAGCCAAAGCCAGGUCCGAGAGGAGGAGGAGCCGAAGGAGAAGAGAUCCUUCUUCCCCUCCAUCAACAUCCCCUGGAGAGAGAAGACCGACAAGAAGGCGGAGCUCAUCAAGAGAGAAAAACCAUCCCUUCAGAGCAGGCACUCACUGGACAGUUCAAAGGUCCAGGAGAAGGAGACGGGGCCCUUAUGGAUCACACUGGCUCUGCAGAAGCAGAAGGGCUUCAGAGAGCAGCAGCAGAACAGAGAUGAGCGCCGCAGCCACAGGGAGGCCAAACUGGCUGAAAAACAGGCUAAAGACAGAGACAGUGUGACGCUGGUGAGCCCCACAGAAAGCAGAGGAAGCAGCAGCACAAGUCCUUCCUCUAAACCCCAGACCCCAGAAGAGCCUAAGAGACCCGACAGCCUCCUGGGACGGUUUGAGCGGCGAGAACACCUGAAAAAAGCCAACACUUUACCCAGCUCUGUCACAGUUGAGAUUGCAGACUCUACACCGUCGCCCCCUGCUGUCAAGGAGGUGUCAAAGCGCUUCCCCUCCAGUGACUCUCCGCAGGUCUCCACAGAGCCGGCCUGGCUGGCCCUGGCCAAGAGAAAGGCCAAAGCCUGGAGCGACUGUCCUCAGAUCAUAAAAUAACAUCCCACUGGACUCUGGCGUGCAUUGGGACUGCACACUGCCCCCGGACUCUAAAGCACCUGAAGUCACCAUCACCUGCCUCCCCCCCCUUCCAUGAAAACCCUCCUGACUGUGAAACAAGUAUAGUCCUCCAUUACCUCUUAACCCCACACACACUGGCUGGUACUAUUAUCAUGUUAAAGUGCGCUUCACAUUUAAAUACUCCAAAUCGAUCGCACAGAUAUAUGUAGACAAUUGUUGCGCGCAUGCACAUUCUGUAAACAAACACAAAAUAUAUGUGGCAGUCCGGGGGGCAAGAGCCAAUCAAUCACAACUGGCCAUUGCAAUAGCCAACCCCCAUUUUUUUUUUUUUGUAGCCAACUGUGUCACAAUGGUUGUAAAUAAAUCAUUUGCUUGUGAAAAGGUAAACACUUCUUUAGCGGAGAGGUGAAACUCUGACAUAUGACAGUGUUUAAUCAACAGAGGGUAACUGUCUGAAUUGUUUUUAAGGGCUACCAGUAACAAUAAACCGACACAACCCUGUUGGAUCUGCUUUUUGACGUCUGAUGGAAGUGUUACAGUUGUUGGUAUUAUUUAUGUGAAGCAGCAGAUUUAUCUAUGUUGAAACGAUACUGUAUCUUCUCUCUGAGCCUUGUUGGUCAUGUACAAAAGAAGCCUUUCUCUCUCUCUCUUUUUCUACUCAUACUGGAAACCUUAGCAUAACAAUUCACACUGUGUCCGUGAUGACUGUGAUAGCUGUCCAAGAGGCUAUUGUACCAUUUUGCCAUUAUAAAGUAACCUUAAAUCUGUCAUUAUCACACGGUGGGUGCACCUAAACACAGCACUGAAGACCAAAAGUGUUACUGGGCAUUUACAGUGAACUGCACAUGAUCCUCCCCACAGCUGUGUGAUGACGUGGUUUGGAUUUCUUUGCUUUGCUAAUGGAAACAGACACAACACCUGCUUGCUGUAACAUACAAUUCUUGUAGCUGUCCUACCGCAACACACUAGUGUUUGUAGGCUUACGCCAUCACUUCCUCGUAAAUGUGAUAUGAUCUUACACGAUAUUGUAAGCAUCUCCUAAUAUGAAAAAAAAAAAAGAAUCCUCCAGCUUUCUCAUUUCCUAUCACAAACUAAAUGAUCUGUAUGUAUGUAAGUAUGAACUGUACGGAAGUCAAAGGCGUCUCAAGAGCUUCGGUCCGAAAGAGUCACUUUGUCAUUUUGUUUCUAACGGUCGUGGUCGUGCACAAUAGUGUAGUGUACGCAGUGUUAAAUGUAACAAGAAAAAUGUUUGGUAUUAUUUGCACUUUUUUCCCACUUAAGAAAUAUUCAUGAGAAAAUUCCUAAAGAAACACAAAAUGUUAUGAAUAAUGUAAAUUAAA